AUGGCCAAGCCUUUCCGCUCACCCUCGACCCCCCUGCUGACGACACUUACUCCAUGCUAUCACAUUGCAAUCACCCUCAUCGGCGGAAAGACGCUUUGGGGCGCGUGUAUAAAAGGUCGGACGGAGCCACACCCAUAUUUUAGUACAAACAGCCAUGUUUUCUCGUCUCGUUAUUUCUCUCGCCGUGGCAUUGACCUAAUCAUCCGCUGCGGCCGCCAUCUCUUGUGGCGUCUGCGCUCCCACCAUCGUCUAUGCCGGCGUGACGCGCAAACUGACGCUUUCGCGCGAGGAGGGCGCGGGCAAUAUCGAUGUCCAGUGCAACUACGACUCGCCUCCGAUCCCGAACUUCUCGCCUGGGUGUCUCUACCGGAAUGUGGAUGGCGUUCUGAUUUUCACGAACGCGGGAAAUGCGUGUCCGAGCGUCAUUCCGACCGUUUCGAAAACUACCUCCCGCUGUUGAAUACUUCAACGUAAACAAAUUGAACUUUACUUGUUGCCCUCGCAAAGGACUCAACUCAGAGUGAGGCAGGUCAAGUAGGUGUCUUUGGGCCGUCUUAGUUCCAAGAGUUUCCCGACGGGUACCUUCGCAGAGUCUGUUCUUGGAAAAUGAAUUGAAAUUUAGCUAACAUGGAAAUGGUAUGAAUCAAAAUCCAGCUAGUCUACACAUCUGUGAAAGAGGUUGAUGGCAAUCAGAGCGCCGGGUCAGGUGAUCGCGUCUGCUGCAGUCAAUAUUCAAUUUCAGCCACAUUGGGAGAUUGAUGGCCUGACAACUAGUUGAGCACAGAAAUUUUCCUUAAUCCUUGAAUACCAUCGAAAUCC
Molecule: messenger RNA, 819 nt
Organism: Mycena citricolor
Lineage: Eukaryota; Fungi; Basidiomycota; Agaricomycetes; Agaricales; Mycenaceae
Source: the annotation of a GenBank genome assembly